AUGGAGGAGUCUGCAGCAGCCGCCAAGGCAGCCAAGUUUGGUGCUGGAGGAGCAGGAGCCCUGGGAGGGCUGGUGCCAGGUGCUGGAGGUGUAGUACCCGGUGUACCAGGUGCUAGAGGGGUGCCAGCUCCUGGGACCCCAGCUGCUGCAGCCGCUGCAGCAGCCGCUAAAGCCGCCCAGUUCGGGUUAGGCCCCGGCGCUGGCGUGGUUCCCGGCGUUGGCAUUGGCCCCGGCGCUGGUGUGGUUCCCGGCAUUGGCCUUGGCCCCGGCGGUGUUACAGGAGUAGGGACGCCAGCUGCAGCCAAAUCUGCUGCUAAGGUGGCCGCCAAAGCUCAGCUCCAGGCUGUUGGGAGCAUUAGAUGA
This is a messenger RNA of Pteronotus mesoamericanus, 363 nucleotides long. RefSeq names its product elastin (gene ELN). The transcript is spliced from 7 exons. Lineage: Eukaryota; Metazoa; Chordata; Mammalia; Chiroptera; Mormoopidae. The record is from RefSeq and is a predicted model, not a curated record. The coding region runs from base 1 to 363 and encodes 120 amino acids. Gene Ontology annotation, molecular function: extracellular matrix structural constituent.